AUGCUGAACCAAUUAUCAGGAUUAGCAAAUGUUGUUUUACAUGAAUUAUCAGGAUCUAAUGCUGACCAGAAUAUGACAGCUCCCUUAGAAGCUGAACCACACCAGGAAUCUAGCAUGGAAUUGAAUAACAGCACUCAAGAUGAUGUUCUGGAAGGCCUGGCUGAAGCCGAGAAGUUAGUGGUGGAGCUGAAAGACAUCAUCAGCCAGAAGGACGCUCAGCUCCAGCAGAAGGACGAAGCUCUGCAGGAGGAGCGUAAAGCUGCUGAUAACAAAAUUAAAAAAAUAAAACUUCAUGCAAAAGCGAAACUGACUUCUUUGAACAAACUCCUCGAAGAAAUGAAGGCACAAGGAGGGGCUGCUUCACCUACAUCUACAGAGCCUCAGCCUGCGGAGCCGCUCUCCAAGCAUGAUAAGAAUUCCACAGAAGAAGAGAUGAGAGUAGAAGAAAUAAAACGUGAACUCCAGGAGAAGGAGAAAUUAAUUAGCCAUUUGCAAGCCCAGCUUCACCAGGCGCCGUCAGAACAAGCCAUGAAGUUGGAUAAGAGUUCAGCAGAGAUGGAGGAGUUUGUCCUGAUGAAGCAGCAGCUUCAAGAAAAGGAAGAAGUCAUUAGCACUUUGCGGACUCAGCUGAGCCAGACACAGGCAGAGCAAGCUGCACAGUUCUCACAGCUGCUGGAGGAGAAGAACACCCUCUCCAUCCAGCUCAGCGAAGCCAGCCAGAGUCUCCGCAAGAACCAUCAUCACUACAGUGACCUCUCCAAGCACUGCGCUGUCCUGGAGAAGCAGGUGCAGGAGCUGCAGGCGGGGCCACCAAAUGUAGAUGAUGUUCCAGGAGCGCCCCAGGAAAUGAGAAAGAGGGAUCCGGAAGCCACAGGAGAGCCACAGCCAAGAUUGUCUGAAGUCCAGCAGCAGCUCUGCAGCACGAAACAAGAAGUGAGUGAGUUAAAGAAGCUGCUAGAAGAAGAGCGAGACCAAAGAUUGGCCGUUGAGAAUGCACUCUCUUUGGCCGAGGAGCAGAUCAGAAGGCUGGAGCAGAGUGAAUGGGAUUCGGCCCGGACUCCUAUCAUUGGUGCCUGUGGCGCUCAGGAGACAUCAGUGUUGAUAGACAUCCCGGGCAGCAGCUGCCGAAGGACCCGGAGUGGCGCUGGAUGGAAGCGGGUUCUGCGUUCACUCUGCCAUUCCCGGACCCGAGUGCCACUUCUUGCAACCAUCUACUUCCUGAUGGUUCACGUCCUCCUCAUCCUGUGUUUCACAGGUCAUCUAUAAACUCCUCACUCGACCACAGCUCUCAGAACUUGUAAUUCCUCCAUCUCUAAUGUCAGAAUUGUAGUUUUUAGAACAGCCUUCCCACUUCCAAUCCAUCUGCAUCUCCUUGGAAAGUUCCCAUAACAACAGAGGUGGCUGUGAGGACAGGUUAGAACGCAAGGCCUGGUGCAUCCUGUUUUCUGGAUGUCCCUCCAUAGGGGUCCUGAAGCCACUCGGGAGCUGGAGCAUCACAACUACGGCUCGCGGGUGAGAGUUAUUCUGUCUUCAAUGCCAUUGUCACCCGGCUCUGCGGACAGGGCUGAGGCAAUGGGAAGAGAAGACAAAACAGCUGAUCCAGACCUGAGAGCAGUGGUCACGAGUGACACCACUGUGCCUGUCCUCCC
Microtus oregoni (creeping vole) is the source of this 1649-nucleotide messenger RNA. Its product is annotated as golgin subfamily B member 1-like. The record is from RefSeq and is a predicted model, not a curated record. Lineage: Eukaryota; Metazoa; Chordata; Mammalia; Rodentia; Cricetidae. Bases 1 to 1266 code for a protein of 421 amino acids. The transcript is spliced from 10 exons. Gene Ontology annotation, cellular component: membrane; cis-Golgi network; endoplasmic reticulum-Golgi intermediate compartment.